AUGGCCGAUUUGGUUUUUGGUGAUUUUUCUAAACAAGAAACUGAGAAAUUCUUCGGUCAUGAUAAACAAUCUGUGAAAGUAAACGAACCUGAAUUUCCAUGGGCAACUGACGAUUGUAUGGCAACGACAAUCGAAUUUGGUUUUGGUGUUCCACCUGUCAUUUCUCCCACCGGCGGCACCGGUGUUUCAUAUCCAAACUACAAUUCGUGCAAUGGAAGCUCAUCUCAUCAAGAAUCAACUAGUUCAGCAUUAACAUCUCCUCCAUAUUCAUCGAAAAGCUCAUCGGUAGAAAAUCUCAAAAUAACUAAGCAAUCAUCAUCCCACAGUCGUCAUCAUAGUGAUAGAAAACUAAAGAAGAAACGUCCACCGAAUUACUAUCGACAAGAGUAUCAGCAAAUGCUUGAACCGGCUGCUCUUCAACAGCAAUUAAAUGGACAAGCUGACGAAACAACGCCAAUUCAAAUGCGUUCAAACGAACAAACACCACAAAUAGAACAAAAUUCCAACGAAACAAAUGUACUAUUACUACCAUCAAACGAUGCGAGAUAUAUUUCAUGUGAUCAAUGGGUCCAUUCAACAAUGAAACACCAACAAAUGACCAAGAAUGAUGACGAUCAAUCUUCAUCGAAACAAUCAACAAAUGAUGACGACGAUGAUGAAAUUGAUUCCGAUGUCGCUGGAACAACAACAGACACCGAUAAUGAUAAUGAUCUUCUUCAAAGCACAUCAACAACUCGUCCGAGUUAUCCUGUUAAUAUAAUUCCACCUGAUCAGCGAUUACAAAACAAAUCGAAUUUGAAUUCGAAUCAACAUUUACUAAAUGCACCCAAUCAACUAACAAAUGAUUUGAAUAUUUACUCAACAUCUGUUGCAAGUGGAGCGUCAGUCGAAACACUAAAACCUUCCAAUAAUCUCUCCUCGCCAUCAUCUUCGCCUGUCAAACAAAACGAAGUAUCGAAGUCGAAACCUUCCUCAUGGGCAGAUCUAUUUCGUAGUCAAUCAGCAUCAAAUACGCAACCAUCAUCUCUUCCACCUCCAACCACUAGUCCUCUGAAAAAGUCACAAGCUCCAUCAUCUACACCAACUCAAUCGACUUUAACGUCAACAGUUCCAACUCAACAACAGAAUGGCAAUCUUCCAACGAAAUCAACGAAUAAUACUUUUCAUUCAAGAUCAAACUAUCAUGUCUACAACAGCAAUGGAGGAGAAUCGAAAUCUUUAGAAGAUUACUUUUCCAAAUGUGAAGUUCGUCCAUCAGCAAUGGCAAUUAAACCACGUGGUUUAUUCAACAAAAACAAUUACUGUUAUGUCAACGCCACUUUUCAAGCUCUUCUUGCUUGCCCUGCUUUCUUCAAUGUUAUGAAAUAUAUACCACUUAAUGAAGAUCCUGUCAAUCAUCCUGUUCCAUGCAUUAAGGCUGUUCAUUCGUUUGUUAAUCAAUUUGAGAAAAUGGAUCGAAGUAAAUCGAACGCAGCGAACCAUAAAGACAUCAUUUGCGGCCAACCGUUUGAUCCAGUGGAUAUUUUACAAGAAAUUGCACGCCUUCGUCGUGUAUCAGUCGAUGUUGUGAAAUCGAAACAAGAAGAUGCUCAUGAACUACUAUGCCAACUACUGAGUGAACUUCACGAUGAAAUUUGUUCGAUUUUGUAUCGAACAUCAACAAAUAAAUCAGAAGAAUCUAUGAGCACAUCAGAUGUCUCAACAGCAGCAUCACUGCAGAACGGAGAAGAAAAAGCGGAAGAUUGGUUUCAAGUCGGCAAAAAGCACCGCACUCAUGUUCUUCGAACGAAUGAAAUUCAAAAGAGUCUUAUUGCGGACAUAUUUGCUGGCAAGUUCCGUUCACCAGUGCAAUCAGCCGGAAAUCAAAAAUCAGUGAUACACGAACCAUUUUUUACUCUUUCACUCGAUAUUAAAGAUCCCAAAAUUACUUCGCUAGAUGAAGCUCUCUUACGUUUCGGUGAACAAUCAACAAAUUCCGAGCAUAUUGAUAGUAAAAGUCGUCAAAAUGUCCACACUAAUAAAACCAUGCUAAUCGAACAACUACCACCAAUUCUGAUUAUACAUUUAAAAUGUUUUCUCAAUGAUGAAUCAGAUGGAACAAAGAAAAUCAAUAAAUCUAUAAACUAUACAGUCAAUUUAACGUUACCAAAAACUAUUUUAACCGAACAAGCCAAAAAGCAUUCAUUCGAUCGCUACAAAUUAUUUGCUGUUGAAUAUCAUCAAGGUGAACGUGCAACUGAUGGACAUUACAUAACCGAUGUUUUCCACCCUGGACUUCAAGGAUGGAUUCGAUAUGAUGACGAUAAUGUUCAUGUUGUUCCUUCGAGUCAAGUGAUGAAUUCAUCAGCGGACAAAUUGACGCCUUACUUACUUUUUUAUCGUCGUGGCGAAUAG
Adineta ricciae is the source of this 2394-nucleotide messenger RNA. The record is from the annotation of a GenBank genome assembly. NCBI's taxonomy places the organism in Eukaryota, Metazoa, Rotifera, Eurotatoria, Adinetida, Adinetidae.